Messenger RNA from Argiope bruennichi, 684 nucleotides. RefSeq lists its product as uncharacterized. Bases 63 to 608 code for a protein of 181 amino acids. The transcript has 4 exons. Gene Ontology annotation, molecular function: enzyme activator activity; lipid carrier activity. Gene Ontology annotation, biological process: lipid transport; ganglioside catabolic process. Lineage: Eukaryota; Metazoa; Arthropoda; Arachnida; Araneae; Araneidae. The record is from RefSeq and is a predicted model, not a curated record. Gene Ontology annotation, cellular component: cytoplasmic side of plasma membrane.
ACAAACUUGAGAGCUGGGUGUUUUAAUCCAAAAUCACGGCAGUUCUCCAACAGGCAUCAACCAUGGGACAUCUCAGCGUAUACUUUGCUCUCGCCGUUGUUCUUGCAGCUUCGGUGCAAGCGAAAUAUUUUAAAUUCGAAGAUUGCACGGGUAAAGCUCGCAUUGCCAAGGCCAACCGAUUCGAGAUCGUGCCAGAUCCAGUAAAUCUGAGGAAGAACAUGACGGUGAACAUGGACCUGGAUAUCCUGCAGGAUAUACCUGAGAAGGCAAUGCUUAGAACUCGUUACUACAAGCUGAAGAGUGUUUUUGGAGUCAACAUAGAUGUACCCAUACCUUGUCUGUUGGGGAAAUUCGGAUCAUGCACCAUCUCUCUGUGUAAGUACUUGAAUAUGUUCGAAGAUCAGGCGCAGCCUCUCUUCCCACCGGACAUCCCUUACGGAUGCCCAGUCCGUGCUGGCCAUUACGGAGGAGAGAACAUGGAAGUUCCGAUACCAGACAUGGGCUCCAUAGCUCGCUUGAUAGUUUCGGGUAAAUAUAGGACUGAACUUGAACUUGUUGUGGAUCGAACAGUUGUGGCUUGCUACAAAAUUUGGGCCGAAAUGAGAUGAAGUCACAAGUAUGUAAUAAAAGCAUGAUGUAAAUUUAUAGUAAUCGAAAAUAGUAAUAAAUUUGAUAUUGACUUAA